CAAAUACACACGUCAACGCUUCUCACACACGUUUGCAUUGCUUUGAGAUUCCGCGUUGCAUCCGCUUCGAAGGUUUUCAAUUCCCAAACAAUUAGCUAGCCGUUAGCUACAAGUUGUAAAGUUACGUAAUGAAUAUACAUUUGAAUCGAUUCAGCGAUAAUUAGCUGCGGUGUAUAAGAAUACCAGAAUUUGUUCAGGAGUUUCUGAUUCCGGUAAGCCGGUACGCGAAGCUAUAAGAAAUCUUCCCAUAUACGACUGGAGAAAAAUAGUUGCAAAGGGCAAGGGCACGAACGGUAUAUUAGAAAAUUUUACGCUAGCGGUUAAGUUUAUAGUUUAUCCAUUGCCACCGGAAGUGGUUGUAGAAUUUAAAAAAAUUUUGCGGCAUACCGCGAGUUAUCGGUCGGCGUCGUUUUACGAUUUUUGUAUAAGUCAUUUGCUUUGUUAAGUUUGCUGUUUGCUGGCUCGUAAUUACUCGUGAGGCAUUUGUGCGUCGUCGUCGUCGUCGCCGUCUCCUUCGUCUCGUCAGUACGACGGUUGGUUAUGUGGUGACUUGUGAAUGAUAGACAGGAGACGCCACCUCCAAAAAGGUACCUUAAAAUAAUCUCUCAACGGUUAAUUACGUGUUGAAAAAAUUUUCAAAGUAAAUAACAUUCGGGGAGAGUUGGAAAAUAACGAAAAAUAGAGAGAAAGUAAAGCAAGGAGUGAAAUAUAUUAGCGUUGGGAAUCAAGGGCGUGUAAAUUAUCAUUUGGGGACCAUGGGUAAAACGCCAAAGAAGGCGGCACCCGAGGGUGAUGAGAGGAAUAGGUACGUUCGGAGAUUAAAAAACUCAUCCACUGCUACUACUACUACUUCUUCAUCAAAACAUGAGAAUAUGAUCAGUGCCGAUUUAAUAACGCCGCGUUCUUCCGAGCAGCAUGAAAACGAGAAUACUAACAGAGGAAAACCUAUGAACGUACAGAAGAAUUUGAAAGCCACCAGCAGCAAGAGUUUCAAGAGCAAACUCCGAAGUCCAGUGGUUAAAUCGUCAAUUACUCGCUUACCAAAAUCUUCAACAAAAUCAGUAUCAGCCGAAAGAGAAGUCGUUAAAUCAGGAAUCUCUUCAAAAGUACUGAAAAAUAAACCUCCGACAAUAAUGUACCCGAAAUCAGAAGAGUCGGAGUCUCAGACAGUUGAAAAUGUCUAUGAAGAUAAUAUAGAAGACAUAGACAAAGUUAUGAGAUCCAAAAAAUGCGAUACCAUAGUCAGCAGUGUUACGGAUGGCAACAGGAAAGAAAAUGAAUCAGAGCCAGAAACAGGCAAUAUUGAAAAACAGCCAGAGUUUCAAGAAAUAGAAGGAGAAAUUACUGUUCCAGAAUCUGACAAAAAUGGCCCUAGCAGUGCUGGUAAGGAAGUUAAAAUAAAUCUUAUAAAUGAAGCUGUAUCUGAAUCCUUGGAAAGAGGUAUUUCCAAGGAAGAAACUGAAGAGCAUGAGGUCAAAUUGAACCUUAUGGUGGAAGACAGUCCUCUGAAAGCUUCACUGAAACAGGAAUUAGAAAGUCCCGAAGAAUUGCCAGAAAUUCAAGACAAAAUGCAGCAAGAAGAGCCACUUUGUGAGCCACAAAAAGAAAAUGGACAUGUUGCAAAUGAGAAGGACGACCAAAGUGAGGAUUUGGCAGAUACUGAAAGCUGUUCCGUAGAUGUAGUUGAGUCAACGACCUCUGAGAUGUCAGAAGCAUCCGAUCUUGCCCAAAUGGAAUCUGAAAAAGCAAAAGAAUUGCCUCCUCAGCAGACAAAUGACGAUAUCUCAUUUGUUUCCUUUGAUGCCUCUAUUGUGCUUAAAGAUGUUCACGUGCGGCUCAAUGACUGUCUCAAGGAUAAUUCUCAUCUGUAUGAUCUGACUACUGGAGAAAGCUCCAUGUCCGAACCUGCGUGCAAAGAUUCUUCAUUUGGCAGAACUCUGAGGAACAUAUCUGGGAGACAUUCGAUCAACAGAAUGCGCCAUGUCACAGUUCGCAAUAGACUUACACCUAAUAAUUCGCUUUAUGUCAACAUGUCAACUGUUUCUGUGCCUGACGAAGAGUCACGAGAUCAUAAAAUCCUUCGCCAUCGCACUGGUUUAUCCGAAACAUUUACUUGCAACGGUACUCCAUCAGAACGCAAGCGUAAACUUGAGCCAGAAGUUUGCAGCGAAGCUAAGAAGGUCAAAACUGAUUCAGCGAGCAGUCUUUUCAACACUUCGAUUGGAAUUCUGCAGGGCCUUCGCAGACCUAUUCAAGUAUCAACACCAAAUGUCAACGCCUACAAAUUUAAGCCAGAAAAAUUGGAUAUCAGUGGAAUUGUUACAAACGAUGAAAAAGUCGUUCAGGAGCAGUCGGGAGCUGCCAAAAAAUGGUGCAGCAUUAUGUAAAUUCAUUUGAAGCAGGUAGAAGUUUGUGUAAAAGGUUUUCUUUUUUUUUACCUUCUUAUGACCAAGCCGUCAGAAUUAUUUAAUCACAUUAUAUGAAUUACGCAUCGCAUCGUAUGACUCUGAUACACAAGUGUCCGAUCAGAUUAUAGCUGAAAAUAAUUGAGUGUAGAUCUGCUUUUAUUAUUUUCUCACCAAGGAUUCUGAUCGACGGAAUUUUUAAUAUACUUACGUAAUUCUGUUUCAAUGCAGCAUGUCAGUGUCACACUAUAUGGCAACUAAAACAAUGCAGCAGAAUUCUGUUUCUCUACUUUGAAAAUAUUGUUGAUCAGCGAAUUAGUGAUUGCUAUUUGAGCCACAAACAAAAUAAAUAGUUGAAAGCAGUUUAUGCCAAUAAAAAUAAUCACUCGAAUAUUUCAGCUAAGAUAUUGUUAAGGUUUGUCAAAUUGUGUCACCGAUAUCGUUUUAAAAAAAAUUAUUUCAUUUAAUAUUAUUUUCAAAUUAAGUUUAUUAUUAUUACGUAUAUAAUAUUUCUGACCAUUAUUUUAUACAAGUCGAGAGUAAAGACUACGACAAUCCACCGCCUUCUCUUUGAUUUAAAUCUGAUUCCGCUGUAAUAUCACCAUGACAUAAUUACAAUUUUAAAGAUACAAGGCUAGCGAUUCUUCUCACAUUUCCGCCAUAUUUUUGUAUCACCUAUACUGGCAUCUAUAGAGGUAGGAAAUUAGGACAAUAAUUUUUAUUCGGAAAUAUUAGUAACUAUACUUGUAGUGUCCUGUUCAAAGUUCAAAAUUUUAUUCCCCAUUUUUAAAUCCUCCCAACUCGUUGGGAAUAAUUUUUUAUCGUAUCUUAUUAACUCUGUAACUCCUCAAAACUUCUUUGAAAAACUCUCAAGUGUGCCAAUGCUUGUUACAUAUUAAUUAUGUCCUGAAUAUAUUGAGGACACCGGAAAAAAAUUCUGGAUCUAUUAUUAUCAAGUAAUAAGUUUAGUCUUAUACAUAUAUUUUUUAUACCACCAUCGCUUCAAGAUAUGGAAACAAUUGAGAGUAGAUUAGCGCGAUGGUAUUAUUAGUAACUCUAAUACUAAGAUUAUAUUUGAUUAUCACGAUAAAGAUAGUCAAUAUCAAAUAUAAAAUAAUUUUCGAUUAGUUCAUAGUAUUGUAUGUAUUGCCGUUUUUAUCUUGCUCUUUUUCUUUUCUUCCUUUUAUUCUAAAUGAUGAAAAAAACCGAAAAAUUAGCCAGUUAUUCAUACUCAUACCGUUGAAAUGUACUAUCCCGAUUAAAUGUUUUAGCAGGCAUUGUUCGUGUGAUUCAUACUUUUUUUUUUCCUGCAUUUACUUACAGUUAUGCACAUUGUAAAUGCUAUAUUGUUACAUUAUGAGAUUUCCAUGUAAUAUUCAGCUCUGAAAACCAUUUUUCUUGAGUUUACAUCAUAGAAAGUGCUUCCUUUCAGCUCACUUUUUUCAAAGGAUAUUAAUCAUCGGGCACUUGGAUACAAUUCAAAUUAAUAUUUGAAAUAGAUAUUUGCUUUCUCGCUUUGAUUUAUUUUGUGGAAUUGUUAAUCAGUAUGCCAAAUACUAGAAUAAGAGAAUUUUCUUUCAACUUUUUUUUUCAUAAAUAAUUAGCCAAGACUGAUAAGAAAGCAUUAUCCUCAUUUAGAGACCGAAUGGUAUUUGAAAAAAUAUACACUCUAUAUCUCCUUAUUUUCAUCAAAGUUAAGAGGCGCGGAUAUUCUAUGAAAGUAUAAAAUUUGUACAUAAAAAAGUAUAACUUUUUAAUAAAGUAUCCAAGAUUAUUGUGUCA
This is a messenger RNA of Athalia rosae (coleseed sawfly), 4187 nucleotides long. RefSeq lists its product as uncharacterized. Bases 756 to 2387 code for a protein of 543 amino acids. The transcript is spliced from 3 exons. NCBI's taxonomy places the organism in Eukaryota, Metazoa, Arthropoda, Insecta, Hymenoptera, Athaliidae. The record is from RefSeq and is a predicted model, not a curated record.